Colletotrichum truncatum is the source of this 978-nucleotide messenger RNA. RefSeq names its product DUF974 domain-containing protein. The record is from RefSeq and is a predicted model, not a curated record. Gene Ontology annotation, cellular component: TRAPPIII protein complex. Lineage: Eukaryota; Fungi; Ascomycota; Sordariomycetes; Glomerellales; Glomerellaceae.
AUGAGCCACCAAAGAUAUCCGUCACACGACCCUCUGAGAGAGCCCCACUCCGUCUCUUUGAAAGUCCUUAGGCUCUCCCGCCCGUCACUAGUAGUUCAGCAUCCGAUCCGUCCACCGCUAACGCCCUCUCAUGUGCCCACGGAACCGACUCCAGCAUCCCUAGCCUACGACACCACAGCCUCGACGAACCCCUCCCCCUUCCUCCUCUCCCCGAUACUCAACCUGCCACUGAGCUUCGGGUCGGCGUACGUUGGCGAGGUGUUCAGCUGCACGCUUUGCGCCAAUCACGAUACAAUCGAGCCGCCUCCAGGCACCAACCGCAAGAGCAUUCGCGAUGUGCGUAUCGAAGCGGAAAUGAAGACCCCCGGCGCGGGUGCGGUGCAGAAACUAGAGCUCACACCAGCCGGCGCCGCCGCCAGUGACAACGCCAGUGGGACAGAUCUCGAUCCAGGCGAGACGUUACAGCGUAUUGUGAAUUUUGACUUGAAAGAGGAGGGAAACCACGUCCUGGCCGUGACAGUGAGUUACUACGAAGCCACUGAGACCUCAGGCAAGACACGCACGUUCCGCAAGCUGUAUCAAUUCAUAUGCAAGUCCUCGCUUAUUGUGCGCACCAAGAUCGGCCCGCUGGCACCGUCAUCUAAAAACGCCUCCCGGAGGUGGGUGCUCGAAGCGCAGCUGGAGAACUGCUCAGAGGAUGUGAUACAACUGGAGAAGGUCCUGCUUGACCUCGAAGAUGGACUGGGAUACAAAGAUUGCAACUGGGAGGAGGGAGGCGCCGGCGGCGCAAGACCGGUGUUGCACCCGGGAGAGGUGGAGCAGGUGUGUUUCGUGGUCGAGGAGGCGGAGGGGGUCCAUGCCGAGCCGGACAACGAUGGGAGGAUCAUGUUCGGGGUGUUGGGGAUCGGCUGGAGAGGAGAGAUGGGAAAUAGGGGUUUCCUCUCGACAGGCAAGUUGGGCACACGACACAUAGCAUGA